GCGCCGCUACCAAACGCUGCGUCGCGUUGAUCCUCCUGGAGGUCUCGCGACGAACACGCAGCCGGUACGUUCGAUCGCACCCUCUUUUCUCUCUCUCUCUCUUUUUCUCUCUUUUUCUCUUGCUUUCUCCAUCGUGUCAUCUCGAUCUCUCCGCGAUCCUCUCUUUAAAUUUUUCAUCCCCUCCCACCCCAUCCUCACCCUACGAAAUAAAUUGCAGAAUCGCAUUCGGCACGCGCGGUGUGUCGAGAAUCGGUUUAUUCAAAAUUGUGCACGCACACCGCCCCGUCGAAGAGGAGCACACGUGCACGCCACGGCAGCGGGGGACGCGUGAGGGGGCACGGCGUGAGAAGAGCGGGCGAUAGGCGGAGCGAUGUAGCAGCACGAAGGCAACAUGUUCCUGUUGCUGUCAGUGCACGAACGGAGGUUGCCGCUGCAGUAGCCGAGGGCAGUUCUCCGAUCAUCCUCUGAGAGACUACUUAUCGCGAUACAAGCACGUCCCCAUUUUUUCUCCAAAUCAACAUUUCGCGGAUCAUGAAGUGGCCCUCCAUCAGCAAGACAUUCACGUGGACGUUCUGCUUGUCCGCUGUUUUAUUCCUGCCAGCGAGAACAAAUGCCUUGGAGGAGAAUUGUACAGAUUUCCAAGGUGGCACCGUCAAACACGGUCUUUUGUAUGUGCCAGGACCUGCGGUCUGCAGUCUCUGUGUCUGCUAUCAUUCCGAGCCAUUGUGGUGUAAAGCGAUUUAUUGUACGCCACCAUAUAAAUGCAAAAAGUUCCGCGUGGGUGAACGCUGCUGCGAAUUCGAGUGUCUCGACGAUAGCGACGAUUGGAGUGGCCCAGAUGUGUACGAUGCGGCGAGUUCGUCCAGGAUCCACGAGCAGAGUCUUGUUUUAUGCCUAUUCGGCCUGUUGAUUACGUUAUCGAUGGUGCCUUAGUUACGAUCGGACGAGAUCCGCAGUCAUCGUCGCCACAGUUUGCCUUCUCCUCAUUGGAACAAUUCGAUGAAUUCGUCUCUCAAUGACAUCGGUGACGACGAUGACCAUGGUAGAAUUCAUUACGUACAAAAAAUCCUCGGAGGCAGGUUUGUCUCAUAGCUGUGAGUACUUGCGGUAUUUCAGCGAAUGGCAUAGUCUUUGCCUACAGCAAUUAGGGCGUCCAUUUGGAGUAGCUCAGUUGAUUUAGAACUGGAGUUUCCUCCGACAGAGCGGCACAGUUAAAUCGAAAAAUCAAGUCACUUUUUUAAAAUAAUAGUGAAAUUUGUGAGAAAACGGAGACAAUAUUUAUUUCGUGAAAAAAAGAAGAA
This is a messenger RNA of Monomorium pharaonis (pharaoh ant), 1301 nucleotides long. RefSeq lists its product as uncharacterized. NCBI's taxonomy places the organism in Eukaryota, Metazoa, Arthropoda, Insecta, Hymenoptera, Formicidae. The transcript is spliced from 4 exons. The record is from RefSeq and is a predicted model, not a curated record. The coding region runs from base 532 to 933 and encodes 133 amino acids. Gene Ontology annotation, cellular component: membrane.